CCUCAACUUUUCUAAGUUAAAGAUAACCUGUUCUUUCUUUAGCUUAUCCACCAUGAAGACAAAUAAGACGUAUAAACUGGUGCUCCACAAGAAAGGUUUUGGAGGAAGUGACGAUGAGCUUGUCGUCAAUCCAAAAAUCUUCCCACAAGUCAACCUGGGCGACAUCAUUGAGAUUGCUCACCCAACAGAUGAGUACAGUCCUCUGCUGCUGCAGGUGAAGAGCCUAAAAGAUGAUCUUCAGAAAGAGACCAUCAGCGUGGAUCAGACUGUAGCGCAGGCGUUCAAGCUUCGUGCUUACCAGGAUGUUAUCGUAAACAUUGUCGACCCAAAGGAUGUUACACUGGACUUGGUGGAGCUGACAUUUAAAGACCAGUACAUUGGAAGAGGAGACAUGUGGAGGCUGAAGAAGAGUCUGGUGAGCACCUGUGCUUAUGUGACUCAGAAGGUGGAGUUUGCAGGAAUCAGAGCGCAGGCCAGCGAAUUAUGGGUGAAAGGAGAAAAAGUGACUUGUGGCUACAUUAGUGAGGACACCAGAGUGGUUUUUAGAUCAACCUCUGCCAUGGUUUACAUCUUCAUCCAGAUGAGCUGUGAGAUGUGGGACUUCGAUAUAUACGGAGAUCUGUACUUUGAAAAAGCCGUCAAUGGAUUCCUGUCUGAUCUGUUUACUAAAUGGAAGGAGAAGAACUGCAGCCAUGAAGUGACCGUCGUGCUUUUUUCACGCACAUUUUAUAACGCCAAAACUUUGGAGGAGUUUCCUGAAAUUGUGAGAGGAUCCAUGAGACAGAACCACGAGGGACGCUAUUAUGAAGACUUCUACAGGGUCGUUGCUCAGAAUGAGAGACGGGACGAGUGGACGUCUCUACUGGUCACCAUCAAGAAACUCUUCAUCCAGUACCCUGUUCUGGUGCGACUUAAAGAAGCAGAUGGUUUUCCUGUGGGCUAUAAUUCCACUGCUGUCCAGGGAAACUACCUGGAGGCUAUCAAUCUUUCCUUUAACGUGUUUGACAAGCACUACAUCAACCGUAACUUUGACCGCACCGGCCAGAUGUCCGUGGUCAUCACUCCUGGGGUGGGAGUGUUUGAAGUGGACCGUCUGCUCAUGAUUCUCACUAAACAGCGAAUGAUCGAUAACGGCAUCGGUGUGGACCUGGUGUGUAUGGGGGAGCAGCCGCUGCACGCUGUGCCGUUGUUUAAGCUGCAAAACAAGGCGACAGCCAGAGACUCGCGUGCUGGAGAUGACUACAACCUUCCACACUGGAUCAACCACAGCUUCUAUCCGUCCAAAAGCCAGAGUUCCUGUAACUCGUUUACUCCUCGGAUCAAGCUGGCUGGGCGGAAGCCUCAAGGAGAAACCCUGAAGAGCAGCAGAGACCACUCUCUGUGUUCACCUAAAGACUCGGAGAACAGCCUCCCUAUACAGGUAGACUACGAUGCCUAUGAUGCUCAGGUGUUCCGCCUUCCGGGUCCGUCCAGAAUUCAGAGGAGUACCAACUUCAGGAUUGGCCGAGACAAAGAGACGAGUGGGAGGAAGAGCUGGGGUUCUGUUGACAUCAGCACAGGCAUCGGUAUAUCUCCUCCGGUUCGUUCAGGUGGAGCGGAGGAACAGCAGAGCCUUGCCUCCGAUGACAGUCUGGAGCCCGUGUCCAACAUGCUGCUCAUACCACGGGGCCCUCCGGCCCAGUAUGAAGUCAGCAGCUCUCUGGGAUACACCAGCACCAGAGACUUGUUGGAGAAGAUGAUGGACUCUCAGCGGGACUCCAGCGCUCCUGGUCGUUUCACAGUGGGCAGCGCUGAGUCCACUCUGCAUAUCCGUCCUGGAGGUUACACCCCUCAGCGAGCACUUAUAAACCCCUUCACACCCUCCAGGAUGCCUAUGAAGCUCACCUCCAACCGCCGGCGCUGGAUGCACACCUUCCCCAUCGGCCCUUCUGGAGAGGCUAUCCAAAUCCAUCACCAGACCAGACAGAACAUGGCAGAACUACAAGGCAGCCAGCAGAAAGAUCCUACUCAUACCUCUGCUGAGCUACUGGAGCUGGCUUAUCACGAGGCCACAGGAAGGCGAACAACCUCCAAGCAAGCAGGUGAUAACAGCCUUUAUCCCUGCGGAGGGCCGGAGGAGUUCACUGGAAGUCCAGGGAGCAACAACAGCAAUGGAGCUCUGAGCAACAGUAGCCCCGCGUUUCAAGACUUCUCCAGCAGCGGUGCAGAUCCAACCCUGCUGCUGUCUGCACCCCCGACAGUGCCCAGCUUCUGCUGCACGGUGGGAGUGGACUGGAAGUCCCUGACCACACCGGCCUGUCUCCCUCUCACCACCGACUACUUCCCUGACCGCCAGACGCUGCAGAACGACUACACCGAAGGCUGCUACGACCUUCUGCCGCACAGUGACCUAGAAAGACGAGAAGAUGACUCUCCAGUGAUGACGGCGUCUCAGGUGUUUGAAGAGUUUAUCUGUCAGAGGUUAAUGCAAGGAUAUCAGAUCAUCGUCCAAACAAAGAACAGAAAACCUCCACCUGUAGUGGCCACGCCCCUUGGCAGUAGUCCUAUGUAUACCAGAGGUCUGGUGUCUUUGCGUCGAGCAGAAGAGGAGGAGACGGUCUACUGGCUCAGCAUGGGCCGCACCUUCCAUAAAGUCUGCCUCAGAGACAAGAUCAUCACUGUGACCCGCUACCUGCCAAAGUAUCCGUAUGAAUCUGCUCAGAUCCAGUACAGCUACAGUCUGUGUCCUCCUCACUCAGACGCUCAGUUUGUCUCUUGCUGGGUGGAGUUUGGACAUGAGCGACUGGAGGAAUACAAGUGGAACUACCUGGACCAGUAUAUCUGUUCUGCCGGCUCUGAGGACUUCAGCCUGAUCGACUCUCUGAAGUUCUGGAGGACGCGCUUCCUUCUGCUUCCCGCUGGAGGGGCUCGGCGGGUGGCGGAUGGUGAGGGGCACUGGGACGUGUACGGGGAGGGAGCGGGUGCUGGGAUGGGCGGAUGUGGGGACUGGGUCCUGCUGGACGGCUUCAUUCGCUUUCUGGAGGGCCUCAACCGCAUACGACGGCGGCAUCGCUCUGACAGGAUCAUCAGGCAGAAAGGAACGCCAAUGAAAGGACUACAGGUCACCAGUCCUGUUCUACCUUACGCAGCUGAGCCUGUAGCGCCUCCACAAGGAAAGAGGGGCACAUCAGCUUUGACUGCUUUGCUGGAGAUGGAGCAGAACCAGAAGACACUAGAGGAGCUGCAGCAGCAGACCAAACCCUCCUCCGCUGCGGCCGAUACGUCUGCUGUUGCCGCCGCUGUAGACAGCCCCCGUAAGGACGCUGCCUUUAUUUUGGAUUUUAUUCGUAGCCCUCGCUCCUCCUACAUCUAUCAUUCUCAGCUUCCUGUGGAAACCACUGAGCCGGCAGAGAAGGGCGUACAGCCGGGACAGACAGCAGGAGCACCACUGCCUGCGGGGGAAACGGCAAACUCUGAUGCCAGUGGGCAGUCUGCUGCCGGGGCUCUCUCUCUGUCCUCCUCAUCAACGCUAAUGGAGAUCCUCGAGGCCAUCAAGCAUCCCACAACCGGUGUGCAGAUUCUUCCUGAACAGAAAGGCCUCCCACUCAACUGCUUCAUAAGCGCCGAAGUGGUUCACUGGCUGGUCAACAACGUGGAGGGCGUGGCCACUCAGGGGAUGGCUGUGGAUAUAAUGCAGAAAAUGCUGGAUGAAGGUGUGGUGGCCCAUGCUUCAGGAGACGCCAUGCGUACCUUCGUCUACGGCUUCUACUUCUACCGGAUCGUAGGAGAAAAAGAUGGCCAGACCUCCCAGCUUCAGGCUCCAGCCGCUGGUGGCUGGUCGACUGCAGCCGUGGAGGAUUUUGCUCUUUUCCAGAGGAAGUGGUUUGAGGUGGCCUUUGUGUUGGAGGAGCGACGGCCCUGCGACCUCCCGGCCUUCCUCCUUCCCUGGCUCCCCAGCCGGCCAGCCUCCUAUGCAAGUAGGCACAGCUCCUUCAGCCGCAGCUUUGGGGGACGCAGCCAGGCCGCCGCACUGUUAGCGGCUACGGUCCCGGAGCAGAAGACGGUCACCCUGGAUGUGGACGUCAACAACCGCAGCGACCGAACCGAGUGGUGCAGCUGUUAUUACCAUGGCAACUUCUCUCUUAAUGCUGCCUUUGAGAUCAAGCUCCACUGGAUGGCCGUCACAGCUGCAGUGCUGUUUGAGAUGGUGCAAGGCUGGCACAGGAAAGCAGCCUCCUGUGGCUUCCUGCUGGUUCCUGUUCUAGAGUUUCCUUUCGCGCUGACAUCCUAUCUGUACGGAGACCCGCUGAGAGCCCAGCUCUUCAUCCCUCUGAACAUCCAGUGUCUGCUGAAGAACGGCAGCGACAACCUGUUUGAAGGUUUUGAACCAGAGACGUACUGGGACAGGAUGCAACUCUUCCAGGAAGCCAUCCUCUACAGGUUCGGCUUCGUGCACGACAAGUUUUCUGCCUCGUCUUUCAAUUUCCCCGCAGAGAACAAGCCUCAGUACAUCCAUGUUACAGGGACGGUGUUCCUACAGCUGCCGUACUCCAAGAGGAAGUAUUCAGGCGGGCAGACUCGGCGCCGCAGGAACUCCACUACUUCCAACAGCCAGAGCCCGUUCGGCGGCGAGGAGAGGGUGGGCUUUUACUGGGCCUACAACACAAUGCUGACCAAAGCCUGGAGGACGGGGGUGCUGGGGGAUGAAAGGCUGGCCGACCGCCUGCUCAGGGACCUGACCGACUUCUGCUCCAACAAGGACAACAGACUACAGAGCUUCUGGGACAGCUGCCAGGAGAAAAUGAACUCCAGCGCCCCCUGAAAGAACCAAUGUUCACGCUUCGACUUGCAGACUGAAAAUAACUGAGAUGAAUAUUUAAUUUUACCGUUUCUGGAGAUGAAGGAACCACGGCGGGGUGGGUGGAUGACCCGGUCAACAGCAGAGGUUCUGGUUUGUUCCAGCUGCAAACAAACCGCUUAUUUAAACUGAAUCAUUUCUUUUGGUUUUAUUUCAUUUGGCCAAAAGUUUGGAGACGCUGAAAGUAUUAAAAACAUUUUUCACAUCA
Messenger RNA from Cyprinodon tularosa, 5045 nucleotides. RefSeq names its product DEP domain containing 5, GATOR1 subcomplex subunit (gene depdc5). Gene Ontology annotation, biological process: negative regulation of TORC1 signaling; positive regulation of autophagy; intracellular signal transduction. The record is from RefSeq and is a predicted model, not a curated record. The coding region runs from base 53 to 4801 and encodes 1582 amino acids. NCBI's taxonomy places the organism in Eukaryota, Metazoa, Chordata, Actinopteri, Cyprinodontiformes, Cyprinodontidae. Gene Ontology annotation, cellular component: lysosomal membrane; GATOR1 complex. The transcript has 42 exons. Gene Ontology annotation, molecular function: GTPase activator activity.